Fusarium verticillioides 7600 is the source of this 3381-nucleotide messenger RNA. Its product is annotated as translation factor pelota. Gene Ontology annotation, biological process: nonfunctional rRNA decay; RNA surveillance; nuclear-transcribed mRNA catabolic process, non-stop decay. Bases 1975 to 3180 code for a protein of 401 amino acids. The transcript is spliced from 2 exons. Gene Ontology annotation, cellular component: cytoplasm. The record is from RefSeq and is a predicted model, not a curated record. Lineage: Eukaryota; Fungi; Ascomycota; Sordariomycetes; Hypocreales; Nectriaceae.
AUGUUCCAGAAGUGCAUCGUAUUAAAUAUACGAGUACAAGAGUAUACGAACUUGUCGAUAUGGACUGGCAUCAACCAUAAUUAGAAGCUCAUCAACAAGUCUAAAUGUCUCGUGCUCUGUAUUCAAUACUCGUUUUAGUUGCUUCCGCGUAUUCGGGACGCGUUGCUUCUGGAGCUAAGCCUCCAGGAACUGCACUAAUACAACCACAUUCGAACAUCUGCACAUAUAACGUCGGGUUUGACCCAUGAGCGAGGGGAUAAAAAAAAGGAUGAGAGAGUUGCAUCGAAUGUAUCCCAAGUGAGACAAGUAUGCGAGAACCAGCAGCUAAACGACGCAGACUCACUCUUGCGUUUCACAUGCUGGGCUUACGUCGUUGACUUUCCGAGACCGACCGGGAUUAGCAGCUUCUUCUAGUAGCCAGCUUCUUAACCAGGCAUGGUUUCUGGAGAGGAAACUCGGUGCCUUGCACUAUCGAGAUAAACGACGUCAGAUCAGCAGGUAUUCAGUAUCAAAUGUCUGUGUUGUUCCGUCAAAUAGCGUUUUUUUAUCUGCCGUGUCAUGAUGACGCGUUGUUCAGGCAAAAGAUUAACUUUGACGUUUUCAGAGUUAAAUGCUGACAAGAUUUGAAGAUGCUACCUGAUAAUCGGAGCUUACGAACUGAGAAUUUGACAUACUGUACUCCGCAUAUCCAAUCACUCACUAAAUAUCAGAAUACGGUUUAUCGGCAACGGUUUGCAUUGAUGCCUUAUUCCCUUAUUCCCUCAGCAACAUGGACGCUUGCUUAAACGACGACUGUCUUGGAUGUCUGGAUGUCACACGAUGCAAAGUGCAGCACUUUGCAUAUCGCCAAGAAUGCAAUGCAGUCAGUUCCGUGGAUCACCUCGUGCCGUUCUUCCAGAGAGUUUUUUCGAUGUCUCGCUCGCCAAGAUCGCCAAGGCCUGUCUGUCAUGGGUCUCUAUGGCGUUCGGCGUACAGCGAACAAAUCGAUCCGUUUCCGCUCCAUCUGUAAAUCCCCUCACUCAAACUCCGCCAAACGAAAAGGAAAAAAAAGCGCAAAAAAGAAAAGUUAGUUUAGCGCUUCUGUGGCUGUCACCGCGAUAGCUUCAAACAAUCGGGAUUGUGUUGAACUCCGUUCAUCUCAUCCUCCGCAAUCCGCGGAGCUUUCAAGACUCCGCAUCCAUGCACCAGAAACAAAUCUUUGUGUUCGAGAACUUUGAGCUUGUGGGGUCACGCCACUCAAAGUCUUCAAUUCGUCGUUUAAUUAUCCACUUGUGGGCAUCUAAACUCCAAUCCCGUUGCUUCUAACUCUCAAAACUUGGCCUGAUCCUUCCAGAGUGGUCACUCGCAGGUCCACGGACAAGAUCAAAACCCCGUCGGGCCCGGCUUCUCUCCACCACCGACUCCGACGUCAACAUCCUCAACUCAUCCUUGUCUGUCUGUACCUGACAGCGGCACCAAGAGAUCUAUUCUGAGCCGUCCAACUGCCGUAUCGCCGGACUACCGUGGUCCAUCUAUCCACUUGGCACUUCACAUUCACGACUCAUACUCGAUUUUGAUAGCCACUCCCUCCAGAAGAGUUAGUCUACACUGUCCAGACAGUCCAGCAGCCGUUGAGCCUCAAAAUCUGCCCGUCUUGGCUUUUUUCGUCUUGGGACUCUUGGUCAGCCAGCCUAGCCUAGCCCAGCCUUACUGGUCUUAGCCGCAUUGCACCACCCACCUUAGGCUACAAUCUAUUGGGUAUCACUAUCAAUAUCAUCAUCCAACAUCCGUUUGUCAUCGGCGAGUUCUCUGGUGAGACAACCAGUUGCCCAGUAAUUAUCUGGGUCUUUGUCAGACACGGGCCAACUCUUGUUUCUGUCGUUGUCACAAACCCGCCGAGGUCCGAGGCCGUGGAAUCCAGCCUCCAGCUUCACUUGUUCACGCUUCAGACUUCAGUUUUCUUCAGCCACAGUUCACAUACCUACCUAGCCAAAGAUGAAGUUACUACCACGCAACAAGGCCCUUAAUUCCUUCACGGAAGAGGCCGUUUCUCUCCUGCCCGAGGAUCCCGAAGAUAUGUGGCAUGCAUACAACCUGAUCCUAUCUGGGGACAUCGUCUAUGCUCACGCUGUCCGUAAAGUAACUGCUUUUUCAGACACUGGGAGCUCAAAAUCUGAGCGUGUUCACACAAAUCUGACUAUCAAGGUCAAAUCCACUGCCUUUGAUCCUCAGAUCUCAUCACUUCGCGUCUCUGGAUCUGUCGUGAUAGAGAAUCAACAUGCCCCCUUAGGCUCUCAUCAUACCCUCGAUCUCGAGGUGAACCGCCCAUUUAGUAUCGUCAAGCUAGAUGGAUGGGACUCUGUCGCAAAAGCCACUCUUCAAGAGGCAUUGUCAGAUGACAAGGAUGGCGCCGUAGCAGCCGUUGUCAUGCAAGAAGGGCUUGCCAACAUCUGUCUCAUUACACCGUUCCGAACCGUCCUCAAAGUCCGUGUUGAGAGCGUGAUUCCCAAGAAACGCGAUCUUGCAUCAGACCAAGAUGCAGGUAUGCGCCGCUUCUUUGAGAAGACAUUGUCGACUCUUUUACGAACUAUGGACUUCACACAGUCACGGCCGCUGUUACUGGCCAGCCCAGGCUUUGUGGCUGGAGACUUCAAGCAGUAUAUCGCCAACCAAGGACGAGAUAAAGCAGACAAGGUGCUUACAGCCGUGGCGAAGCAGGCUACGGUGGUUCACUCCAAUUCUGGUCACGUCCACAGUCUCAACGAGAUCCUGAAGAGCCCAGAAGUCUUGGCCAAGAUGAAGGAUAUGAAGUUUGCCCGCGAAACGCAGUAUGUUGAUCAAUUCUUCGACAUGCUAAAGCUGGACGAUGGGCGUGCAUGGUAUGGUACUUCAGCUGUCGAGAAGGCUGCCAAGGAGGGAGCAGUGGGACCAGGUGGCGGUGUCCUCCUGGUCAACAAUUCUCUGUUCCGAAGUGAAGACCUUGCUCUUCGCAAAAAGUACGUCGCUCUAGUUGACAAGGUACGGAGUGAUGGUGGUGAGGCGAGGAUUCUCAGCAGUGAUCAUGAGAGUGGUCAGCGAUUGACUAUGUUGGGCGAUAUCGCUGCCAUACUCAACUAUCCAAUGCUGGACCUUGAUGAUGACGAUGCCGAUGAGGAUAAUGAGGCAAAUAGAGAGCCUACUAUGGAAAAUAGUGUCAUCUAGCCAAACAAAUAGAUCAAAGAAAUGAGAUACGAAGUCAUGAGGCUCUACUCCCUUAGGUGCUGCUGUGAUGUUACCCUGUACCGUUGCCUGAAACCAGCUCAAAGGAAGUCACUCAAUGUGCCGUAACUGUAUAUACCCAAUCUUUACCCAAUAAUGUGGAUAGUUGACCUCUGAUAUGUUUUAGUUAAUUGCGUAUCUCCC